AUGUCUGAUAUGACCGCUACCGUCGAGCCCACCUCCAAGGGUUUCGCUGUUUGUGGUUAUGAGAAGAUCGAGUAUGACUUCGAGUUUCUCGAUGGCGUCUUCAACCCCGCCAACCCCCAGCUGUACCAGCUCUACUCCCCCUGGGGACGAUGCUUGGCUGUCAUGGACCUCAACAUCUUCAACCUCUACGGUGAUCAGAUGCAGAAGUACUUUGACCACUAUGGCAUCCCUCUUACCAUCCACAAGACCAUGAUUGGUGAAAAGGCCAAGUCCAUGGACACUCUUCUUUCCAUUGUCGACUCCAUGACCGACUUUGGUAUCUACCGCAAGGAGCCUGUCCUUGUUGUCGGUGGUGGUCUCGUCACUGACGUUGCUGGCUUUGCUUGUGCUGCUUACCGCCGUAACACCAACUACAUCCGAAUUCCUACCACAGUUAUUGGUCUCAUUGACGCUUCCGUCUCGAUCAAGGUCGCCGUCAACUACGGCCGCUACAAGAACCGUCUCGGAGCCUACCACGCUCCCUCUCACACCUUCCUUGACUUCACAUUCCUCCGCAGUCUUCCCGUUGCUCAGAUCCGAAAUGGAUUCGCUGAGUUGAUCAAGAUCUCCACUUGUGCCCACAAGGACACUUAUGAUCUCCUCGAGAAGUACUGCGAGCAGCUCAUCAACACUGGCUUCGGUCGAUCUGAUGAUGCUUCUCCUGAGAUUAAGGAGGUUGCUGACAAGAUUUGCCGUGCUGGUAUUCACGAGAUGCUUAAGCUUGAGACACCCAACCUUCACGAGAUCAUGCUCGACCGUGUUAUUGCCUACGGUCACACCUGGUCUCCUCUUCACGAGCUUGUUCCCGAGACUCCCCUCCGUCACGGCCAUGCCAUCUCCAUCGACAUGGCCUACUCUGCCACUCUCGCCCACAUCCGCGGUCUUCUUUCCGCCGAGGAGCACAAGCGUCUCCUAAACCUCUUCUCUCGCGCUGGUCUCUCCAUGGACCACCCUGACUUCGAUGGUCCUCUCCUCGAGAAGGCCACCGCCGCUAUCCUCAAGACCCGUGAUGGUAAGCUCCGCGCUGCCGUCCCCGUCAACCCCAUGGGUGACUGUGUCUUCCUCAACGACGUCAGCCACGACGAGAUGGUCGCUGCUCUCGAGGAGCACAAGAAGAUCAUGAAGUCCUACCCCCGCGAGGGUGCUGGUCUUGAGGCUUUCGUCGACUCCAGCGACACUGGCUACACCGUCAACGGCGCCCCCGUUGAGAACGGCAAGGCCAACGCCGACCAGAUCCCCAUGAACGGCGUCGAGAACGCCAAGCUCCACGCUUCUGGUCCCGAGGGCGUUGACGGUCUUCAGCAAGACUCGAGCAGCGACGAUGACUACGUCCUGGGUAACUCCAAGACCAACGGUCAGCAGGACAAGGGCAUCCUGUCCGACCUCAAGGAGAAGGCCAACGGAAUCACCAACCAGAUCUCCAAGGCUGUCACUGUCGAGAGCACAUAA
Molecule: messenger RNA, 1488 nt
Organism: Fusarium coffeatum
Lineage: Eukaryota; Fungi; Ascomycota; Sordariomycetes; Hypocreales; Nectriaceae
Exons: 1
Coding region: 1-1488 (495 amino acids)
Biological process (GO): antibiotic biosynthetic process
Molecular function (GO): 3-dehydroquinate synthase activity
Source: RefSeq, a predicted model, not a curated record